Messenger RNA from Podospora pseudopauciseta, 4545 nucleotides. RefSeq lists its product as uncharacterized. NCBI's taxonomy places the organism in Eukaryota, Fungi, Ascomycota, Sordariomycetes, Sordariales, Podosporaceae. The transcript has a single exon. Gene Ontology annotation, molecular function: protein binding. Bases 1 to 4545 code for a protein of 1514 amino acids. The record is from RefSeq and is a predicted model, not a curated record.
AUGACUCAUCUCUUGUGGAAAUCCUACUGGGAAGACGAUGUCGACAAGUUUCGACGCCUCCUCUCGCCCGCCGGCCAGGGCGCUCAGAAUGCCGCGCGGAGUUCGAACAUAGGGGCUGCGGGGAGUCCUGGCCAUGGCCAUGGCACGCCACCGAGACCGACUCCAAAGUCGCGCAAGACUCAGGGGCAUUGGAAUGGAUCGCUUGGUCGGAACGAAGUCAACAGCCGUGACCAUGCCGGUCUGACGAUAUUGCUGCGCGCAGCCUCCUCGACCGCCGAAAACGCCGUUUCUUUUGUCGAAGCUCUGCUCGGGCACCCCGCCAUUGACAUCUACGCCCAGGACCCGGAGAGUGGUUGGAAUGCGCUCCAUAGGGCUCUGUAUGCGGGCAACAUUUCCAUUGCGAGGAUGCUUCUUGAAAAGGAACGCGCCGACUUGACAGGGCACAUGAUUUCGGUGAACCGAGUGGGACAGCUUAUCAAGACGAAAGACCACGAAGGCAACAGUCCGUUUGACUUGUACAACUCGACGAUUGGAGAACGUAAUUUGAAGGAUUGGGAUAGUGCCCAAGUGGUCGACGAUGGGUCGGAUAGUGAUGACCCGGAGGAAACUGUUGAGAGCAUCACAGCCGCGAGUCACCGGAACGGCAUCGGAGAAGACCUGUAUGCCUUUGGAAGCAACAGAAACCUAUCCUUGGGCUUUGGGGACGAGGACGAUCGUCAGUUUCCCGAGCGAGUGUUUCUAAACCGCCCAGACCACCUCCUGCAACGAUUUUACAAUGAGUAUCUCGAAGAAAUCGGCGCCCAACGACCGGCGUCACAGGAUCUGUCCAAGAUUCCUGCUUUGGUCCUGAACCGGCCAUUGGUGAUUCAGGAUGUCGUGCUCUCCAAGCUCCACAGUGCAGUUCUAACAACAGAUCCGGUUUCUAACCUUUACAUCUGCGGUGUUGGACGUGGUGGCCGGCUGGGUCUCGGUGAUGAGAACACGCGCUUCACCUACGUUCCUGUGCAGGGCCCCUUUGUCGAUCGCAGGGUUGUCCAGGUGGCUCUGGGACAAAAUCACACCAUGGCUGUUGAUGACACGGGUGCUUUGUGGACCUGGGGCAGCAAUGCCCAGUCACAGCUAGGGUAUGCGCUUCCUGCUCCGGCGAGGAAGGACGAGGAGCCCAUCAGCACCAUACCUCGUCAAGUUUUUGGUGCCUUGAAAAAGGAGGUUGUUCUUGGCGUCGCUGCCUCAUCGGUACACUCGGUUGCUCACACGGGUGCAUCGCUUUACUGCUGGGGCAAGAAUCUUGGCCAGCUGGCCUUGAUGGAUGCUGACUCGAGAUCGCUUGAACACCAGCAAACCCCUAGAAAGGUGGCCGCGUCCCUUUUCUCGUCGCCGAUUGUCAUGGUCAGCGCCAUUGACAAGGCGACAACCAUCCUGCUGCAGAACCACACAGUAUGCAUCUUCACGGGCUAUGGUUAUCAUAUUGUCAAAUUCCCGUUCGCGAGCUUUGACUACAUCGGCAACCUCAGAUUGUCAAAUCGGCAUGAAGUAGGUUGGAAUCAGGUCAGCUACAUCACCUCGGGCGGAGAAACCAUUGCGGCGUUGACGAAACGGGGUGAUUUGUUCACCAUGAAUCUGGAUCACAAGAUGGAAACGAACCCACCGGCCACAUCGACGACGAACCCCUCCAAACUCAAGGGCGCCGUGACGGCACCUCAACGGAUCUGGAAUGCCAGUAAGGACGGGGUCUGUUCGGUUGGUGUCGGGGAAAAUGGUUCGGUGAUUCUCAGCACCAAGUCUGGAGCUGUGUGGCGAAGGAUCAAGCGUGUAAAAGGCAAGGGCGCUUCUUCCGCCAACAACAUUUCGGAAUCGAAGAGGAAUUUCAAGUUCCAGCGCGUCCCUUAUAUCACCAAGGUUGCUACUGUUCGGGCCUCCGCGUAUGGGGCUUUUGCUGCUAUCCGGGAGGACUCGGAGGUGAUGAAGCAGCAGCUGGCGGUGGAUGAGCAGACUCUGUGGGAUGAUGUGGCGCCGUUGAACUGUCUGGAGGGGUUUGAGGCUUCUGAGGAUGGGGAAUCCACGCAAGAAAGCCGGAAGUUUUGGGAGAACCCUGAUCUUGAGGCACGACUUGGGGAUAUCGCUUAUGAAAUCUUGAGGUCCCCGGAUCUGGAGAGAGACUUGGCUCAGCACCUGGCCAUGUGGGGAUGCCGAAACGAACCAUUGGACACGGUCGUUUGCGUGUCGUCCGCCCCUGAGCUCAAGAUUCCUGUGCACAGCUGGUUACUCUCUGCGCGCAGCUCGGUACUCCGACGAGCGUUGUCAGAGUUUCGGGGGACGGGCAGCUACGCACAUGAGUUGUUCACCGUUCACAAGGACGACGACGACGGCAGCAAAACGGUCGUUUGCCUCCAGGGCUUGGACCUGCUCACGCUGUUGAACCUCGUGCUUUUUGCCUACAGGGACCGGGUGGUUCCGGUAUGGAACUAUACGCGGCAUGCUCCUGCGCUGGCGUACCGGUACCGCCAGGUGCGGUUGGAGGUCAUGAGACUGGCCGCGCGACUCGAAAUGCACAACCUUGAGGCUGCGGCGAGGCUGCAGGUGGAACCGGAGAGGUGCAUGGAUGAGGACUUUCGGGCUGCGCUCAAGGGGGACAGGAGGCGGUUUUUUGAGGAUGGGGAUGCGCUGCUCGAGCUUGAUGGGACGGAGGUGGCUGUUCACAGCAGGUUUUUGUGCAGGCGGUGUCCGUGGUUUGAGGGCUUGUUCUUUGGGCGGUCCGGGGGGGCGUGGCUUGCUGGUCGUAGGCAGCAGGAGGAGAGGAUUAUCAGGCUUGAUAUGAAGCACAUGGACUCUACGGCGUUUGGGUAUGUGUUGCAGUAUCUUUACGCAGAUGCGGGGGAUGAGCUGUUUGACUCGGCGGUUUGCGACACGUUUGAUGACUUUUUGGAUCUGGUCAUGGAGGUCAUGUCGACUGCGAACUAUUUGAUGCUGGACCGACUGGCGCAGAUAUGCCAGAAGGUCAUGGGACGGUUUGCGAAUAUUCGGAAUAUUGCGCAUUUUCUCAAUGCGAUUGGGCCGUGUUCGGUUACCGAGUUCAAGGACGCGGGGUUGGAGUAUAUUUGUCUUCAGCUGGAGACGAUGCUGGAGAAUCACUUGCUUGACGAGCUGGAUGAGGACUUGUUGCUGGAGCUGGAUGCUGUGGUGAGGGAUAACCAGCUGGCGCAUUAUCCUUAUCUGGCGAGUUAUCGGGCGCAGCUGAGCAGUCAGUUGGAUGAUGCGGAGUUGGCGGAGGAUGUACUUGAGGAGAGGCAGGUUAGGGUUAGGGAGAUGGGGUUCAAGGUGCAGAAGGAGGAGGAGAGGAAGAUGGGUGUUGUGAGUGGGAGGACCAAGUUUGGGAGUCUGGAGGAGGGGAGUUUGUUCACGCCUACGCCUGAUAGGGUCAGGAAGGGGAGGAACGAGCCUUUUAGUCCGGAUUUGAAGGCGAAGGUGGAGCAGGGGGAUAUGAUGUUUGACAUGGAGGGGGAGGAGGAGGAUGAUUCCUCGCCUAUCAACAGUCCUUCCCUGCGACCCCGAAAGACUGGUGAAGUACCCGCGGAGGACAAGAUCGCACCGCUGGGGAGCUCGGUGAAGGGGAAGGGGAAGAAAGUCUGGAUGAGCCUUGAGCAGUCGUCGCCUCCGGUCAUCCCGUAUUCCGCGCCUAGUGCUGCAAAACCUACACUUGCUGCUACCCGUCCCGUGGAUGUAGGUGGUACUACUUCAGUCAAGACGGGGACUCCGUGGGGUGGUGCGGCUGCUGUGUUGACGGAGAAGCUUGACCUGAGGGGCAUCAUCCAGUCGGAGAGCCCCAAGUCGGCGCUGUCGGCGGGGUUGGCGGCGCAGAAGGUGAAGGAGGGGGGUGCCCCACGGCCUGCUCAAGGAAAGAUGAGCCAGAAGGAGAAGAAGAGGCAGCAGCAGGCGGAGAAGGACGCUCAGUUGGCGAUGGCGGCAUCGAAGGCGGAGCAGCAGUCGAAGAAUGCGUGGGAACGAGCCAAAGAUGAGUCCGCGUCCGCGGCACCGUGGAAGCUGGCUACUAUCAAAGGCCGGGGUGGACCUAAACCUCCUGUUCAGCCAUCACCACAACUCCUCCCUCCCGCCGUCAAACCGGUACAGACAAUAAGGAACGCCUCCCCCGACACGAGGUUUGCGGGUCAGCGUUCUACUCCUUCAUCCAGCGCUUCCAAACCUCCUGCUGUUCCUGCAAAGAAGGAAGAGCCCCUGGUGCCGCACUCGAAAAAUUACAUUAUGCCUGCGCACAAGCUGGAGAGGGACUUGAUGGCGGGCUUCACGAUGGAGGAUAUCAUGCAGCAAGAGAUUAGAGUCAAAGAGAGCGUGAAGGAGGCGGCGGCGAAGAGGAGCUUGGAGGAGAUUCAGCAGGAGCAGGCGUUUCAGGAGUGGUGGGAUGCGGAGGAGAAGAGGAUGAGGGAGGAGGAGGGGAGGAGGUUGGGUGGUGUUGGGGCGGGAGGGAGUAAAAAGGAGGGUGGUAACAAGAGGGGACGGGGGGAGGAGAGGUGGGGGUGGUGGUGGUGA